CUAGGUGACAUCGCAUAACAACCCUUCCGCGUCACAUAAAGGCCCAAACGUCUAUAGGCGGCACUUGUCGCUCAGGUGAUGGGGUAGAAAUCGUAAUGUAAAGGGCGCGUUGUGUCUUUGCCCUCAUCCCUGCCAGCUUCAGUGCGUAGCGUCACUUCCGGUGUGUCGCAGAGAAGGGAACUGAUAAAUGUAUACUGCAAAUAGCUGUGUUGAGACAAUAGACCACCCAAUGGGACAGUGAGAGGAGUGAAGAUCGUCUAAAGCAACACAAGACAACAUGGCGGAUGAGACAUUGUUUGAGCUCCUACACAUGGAGAUUGUGCUUCACGUUUAUAAGAGCAUGGGGCAGGAUGACGAUGAGGAUCAAGGCAAACAUAUUCAUGUCCUGGAGAAUAUGGGAUUCCGUGUUGGUCAAGGACUCAUUGAGAGGUUAACAAAGGACAGCCCCUCAUUUAAAGAUGAACUUGAAGUUGUGAAGUUUUUAUGUAAAGAUCUGUGGACAACCCUCUUCAAGAAACAGAUUGAUAACCUGAGAACAAACCACCAGGGAACUUUUGUCCUACAAGAUAAUCGGUUUCUGCUGUUGACUCAGAUUUCUAACAGUAAACAAUACUUAGAGGAGGCGCCAAAGUUCCUCGCCUACACCUGCGGCCUUAUAAAAGGUGCCCUGUCUAAUUUGGGGAUCAGUAGUUUGGUCUCAGCAGAAGUUCCCAUAAUGCCUUCCUGUAAAUUCCAAGUUGUCAUUUCCAGAUCGUAGCAAUGUGUAGAACAGUAUUUGGCUGUUUUUCACCAUGGAGGGGAAGACCUUUUUAUAUACAUUUUCUAGCAGUUAGACCGGAGAUAUUUACUAUGCAAAAGAACUAUUCUGGAAUGGACAGAAAUCAAAUGACCUGAUAUUGGGAUGGUUUAUAACCAAACAUUUUAUAUGAUGGAUAAUUUAUAGUGACUUUGGUUUAAAGCCAAAAGUGUGUGUGGUCUUUAAAAAUGACGUUACAGUUGUGAUUUAGCCUAAAGCGGUGUAAUAUCCCUCCCACGUCAUAAAAUGCUCAUUUAUUGCACUUCUUUCUCCGAGAGUCUUAGGGCUAGAUUUAUCAAGCCCCUACGGCAGCAAGUUCUCACAAGAACUUGCUCGCCGUGAUUUUUCAAGCAGCGGUCACCAGACCGCUGCUUCCCUAAACUCUUCGCCACCUCUAAGGUGGCGAAUUCAAUCUCCUCUGUCGAGUCCGACCGAGGAGAUUGACAGCUCCUGCCCGCACGUGAUUGGCUGUGCGCGGGCAGGGGCGGGAUUGCACGCGAGCGCAAAAUUGCGCUCGUGUGCAAUGUUAAUUACGUACGGGUAAUUUCGCCCCGCCACAGGCGAGCUGAGGUGUACAGGGGAGCGUAUACGUGCCCCUGUACGCCUCAGCUAUGAUAAAUCUAGCCCUAAGUCUGGAAACCGGUCAUAAUGUCAGUUUUCUACUUCCAUGUGAAAUCUAUUUUAAAGAAACCAUUAUAAACUAUUAAUUUAUUACAACCAGCCUGUUUCUCCAUCUCCCUCUUGUCUACCCCAUGCAUCUCAUUUACUUGUUUAAUAUAAAUAUAAUACACUCCCGUAUAUAAUGCAAAAACGUAGUAAAAGCAUUUUCUAAGAGCCAUAUAAUAAGAUGUGAAUUAUACGCUGUAUGUUGAUUAAACUGUGAAUAAUUAUCGGGUACGAAAUGAAAAUAUACUGCUUUGUGAUGUCGUCUUGUCCUUUUGUAUUUGCUAAUAAAUCAUUUAAAGUGAAUUAUGCAUUUUCUUGCACUUUAGCACAACACGUCUGCAUUUAGCAUAAGUAAAGGGACUUUGUCAAUAGCUUUGUUUAAUCACUCUCUGAAUAUCCUGUGCUGGGGUAGAGAUUUUGUGUGGCAAAUUCUACAGAUACUGGUCCAGAGAGCCAUAUUAGAGUAUGCAGCACUAGAAAAUGUGUAUUUGUACACUUGUAGCCACCCAUAUAUACACACCUAGCCAGCCGUAUAUACCCACAUGUAUACACACCUAGCCAGCAGUAUAUAACCGCAUGUGUACACACCUAGCCAGCCGUAUAUACCCACAUGUAUACACACCUAGCCAGCAGUAUAUAACCGCAUGUGUACACACCCAUAGCUACAUUUGUACACUUGUAGCCACCCAUAUAUACACACCCAUAGCUACAUUUGUACACUUGUAGCCACCCAUAUAUACACACCCAUAGCUACAUUUGUACACUUGUAGCCACCCAUAUAUACACACCCAUAGCUACACACCCAUAGCUACAUUUGUACACUUGUAGCCACCCAUAUAUACAUACCCAUAGCUACAUUUGUACACUUGUAGCCACCCAUAUAUACACACCCAUAGCUACAUUUGUACACUUGUAGCCACCCAUAUAUACACACCCAUAUCUACAUUUGUACACUUGUAGCCACCCAUAUAUACACACCCAUAGCUACAUUUGUACACUUGUAGCCACAUACGUACACACCCAGGCAGCAGUAUAUAACCGCAUGUGUACACAUCUAGCCAGCAGUAUAUAGCCGCAUGUGUACACAUCUAGCCAGCAGUAUAUAGCCGCAUGUGUACACACCUAGCCAGCAGUAUAUAGCCGCAUGUGUACACACCUAGCCAGCAGUAUAUAGCCGCAUGUGUACACACCUAGCCAGCAGUAUAUAGCCGCAUGUGUACACACCUAGCCAGCAGUAUAUAGCCGCAUGUGUACACACCUAGCCAGCAGUAUAUAGCCGCAUGUGUACACACCUAGCCAGCAGUAUAUAGCCGCAUGUGUACACACCUAGCCAGCAGUAUAUAGCCGCAUGUGUACACACCUAGCCAGCAGUAUAUAGCCGCAUGUGUACACACCUAGCCAGCAGUAUAUAGCCGCAUGUGUACACACCUAGCCAGCAGUAUAUAGCCGCAUGUGUACACAUCUAGCCAGCAGUAUAUAGCCGCAUGUGUACACACCUAGCCAGCAGUAUAUAGCCGCAUGUGUACACACCUAGCCAGCAGUAUAUAACCGCAUGUGUACAUUACCUACGGGUAAUUUCGCCCCGCCACAGGCGAGCUGAGGUGUACAGGGGAGCGUAUACGUGCCCCUGUACGCCUCAGCUAUGAUAAAUCUAGCCCUAAGUCUGGAAACCGGUCAUAAUGUCAGUUUUCUACUUCCAUGUGAAAUCUAUUUUAAAGAAACCAUUAUAAACUAUUAAUUUAUUGCAACCAGCCUGUUUCUCCAUCUCCCUCUUGUCUACCCCAUGCAUCUCAUUUACUUGUUUAAUAUAAAUAUAAUACACUCCCGUAUAUAAUGCAAAAACGCAGUAAAAGCAUUUUCUAAGAGCCAUAUAAUAAGAUGUGAAUUAUACGUUGUAUGUUGAUUAAACUGUGAAUAAUUAUCGGGUACGAAAUGAAAAUAUACUGCUUUGUGAUGUCGUCUUGUCCUUUUGUAUUUGCUAAUAAAUCAUUUAAAGUGAA
Molecule: messenger RNA, 3462 nt
Organism: Bombina bombina (fire-bellied toad)
Lineage: Eukaryota; Metazoa; Chordata; Amphibia; Anura; Bombinatoridae
Product: trafficking protein particle complex subunit 6b
Exons: 7
Coding region: 278-757 (159 amino acids)
Biological process (GO): regulation of GTPase activity; endoplasmic reticulum to Golgi vesicle-mediated transport
Cellular component (GO): cis-Golgi network; trans-Golgi network; TRAPP complex
Source: RefSeq, a predicted model, not a curated record